Messenger RNA from Miscanthus lutarioriparius, 732 nucleotides. Lineage: Eukaryota; Viridiplantae; Streptophyta; Magnoliopsida; Poales; Poaceae. The record is from the annotation of a GenBank genome assembly.
AUGGCCGUACCGGUUGCCCGCGUGCACCUCAAGGUGGCACACGCAGCUCUCCCGGCGCUGCACCCGACCCCGCCCAAGUGGAAGAUGCUACCGCUACUCCCGAUGCCGUGCCUCGCCGCCAUCCUCCCAAUCCCAAAGCCGUUCACCAAGCCCAGCCGCGCCGACUCCGACGAGAGGUGGGACGCGCACAAGGCCAAGCCGGCCAGCACAGAAUCCUCAGCCUCAUCAAGCCCUCGUUCCGCCGACAGCGUGAGCAGCGCCGGACGUGGAUCCUCCCGCAAUAGCGCGAUCUCGCCGCCCAAGCCCGGCCGGGCCGACUCCGCUGAGCGAUGGGACGCGCACAAAAAGGCGGCAAUCCCAGCUUCUUCGUCGUCGUCGUCUUCAGGCACCUCUUCCCUCGUAAGUAGCAGCAAGUGGCCGAUCAGCCACUCGUCAUCGUCUGGAGAGCGCUGGGACGUGCACAAGAAGCGCUGCCAGCAGCAGGCCGAGUUGCUCGACGAUGGCGAGAGCAGCAGUACUGGCAGUGGCAGCAACGACAUGGACGCGGAGGAGGAGGAGAUACUAUGGAAGCCGCGGGCCAUGUAUGCUGGACCGGGCUUCGCCGUCGCCGCGCCGGAGCCUGGCAUGCUUCCCAUGCCGACAUCGUUCUUGGUUCCCGUUGCUAGCGCUGCACUCCAUCGAUCGGAUCAGGACUCAGGCCGCUCGUUUCUUUACCUACCGAAGCAAGUGUGA